Molecule: messenger RNA, 1103 nt
Organism: Lampris incognitus (smalleye Pacific opah)
Lineage: Eukaryota; Metazoa; Chordata; Actinopteri; Lampriformes; Lampridae
Gene: abitram
Product: actin binding transcription modulator
Exons: 6
Coding region: 87-635 (182 amino acids)
Biological process (GO): regulation of actin filament polymerization; regulation of filopodium assembly; dendrite morphogenesis
Cellular component (GO): nucleus; lamellipodium; filopodium tip
Molecular function (GO): actin filament binding; actin monomer binding
Source: RefSeq, a predicted model, not a curated record
CAAAGUUAGUGUUCUGUCAACCAAGUACUGGCAGCUAUUUCUACGGAUUCUUGUUUUUUUUAUCGUCAUUGUCUUCAACAUUUUCAAUGGACAGCAUGGAGAAAAUAGAAAUAGACGUAAAUGCACCUUCUGUUAUUGAUCGGUAUUACACACGUUGGUACAGAACAGAUUUGAAAGGGAAAUCGUGUGAAGACCACUGCAUCCUGCAGCAUUCAAACAGAAUAUGUGUUGUCACUUUGGCCGAGACCCACCCUAUCCUUCAGGAUGGACGGACAAUCAAAGGCAUCAACUAUAAGAUCAGUAAUGGCUGCAGUCGUCUCAACAACAAAGUGUCUGGGAAGUCCAAGCGGGGGGGGCAGUUCCUUACCGAUUUUGCACCUUUGUGUAGGAUAACCUGCACAGAUGAGACUGAAUAUACAAUCUACAGCUGCAUCCGGGGUCGGCUUCUUGAGGUCAAUGAAGAUAUUAUAAAAAGACCCAGCCUCUUGCUGGAAAAGCCAUCCACCGAAGGAUACAUCGCCAUCAUCCUGCCGAAGCUGGAGGAGAGCAAGGCCAUCACAGAGAACCUCCUGACCAGAGAAGCAUUUGAGAGCGUCGUCUCCAAACGGGGUAGUGCUCAACCACAACCUUGUUGAUGCUGCGUAUGUUGUUUUUGUUUUUUUGGGACCUGCUUACAUCAGGACUGUGUUGGGCCUCACCCUGAAAGAUGUCUCAGCACCAGGUAAAGAAAGAUGCCCACACACCAGGGUUGGGUGAGGAGUAUGAGCGCUACUGGGAAGUCGCUUUCUCUUGUUGGCACUUCCAUCGGACCCUGGGAUAUGAAUAAGUAAUGCACUGAUACCUCUGAUGUUUAACAUUAAGUAUUUUGAGUGUACAAGCUCAGACGUUUUACUUGUGUUAUUUUCCGUUGUUCAAAUAAGUUUUGAGAAAUGUUCAUGAUUUUUUUUUUUGGAUGGCUUGUUUAUUCAUUUAACAUAAUUUUGUAAAUUGCUUUUCAUUUCAUGUCAAGAAAACAUGGGACUGUAACUACAAUUCUGUUGCUGAAUGCCUAAAAGGAGGAAGUACUAUUUUUGAUUUGAGUAUAUCAAUAAAAACAAACCAGA